GUGGGUAAUAACUGAUGUAAGCAAUCCCCAGCAAUCAAAACGUGUAUCGGAUCCCUGUCACAAGACGCAACUUAACGCACGAAUGGAAGUGUUAGACAACCUCAGUUUAUGUGAACAGUUUAGUGACCAUAGUAGUCCACCUUUCUCAGUGGGUAAGCUCCUCGAGGUAGACGUCGAUAGCAUAAGUCCAAGUACGUUUGAUAUGAGUGGGUCUUCCUGUGGUUCUGGUGAACAACCUGACGGGCUGGACGAUCCCCGCCCAGAAAAUCCCCAGACGGGUGAUGAUGACAAAGAAAAACCUAAGGACCUGUCCAUAGGAAACGAAUCUUGUCCAGGGAGUGCGACAAGUGGACAAAAACGAAACUUGGCCUCUGAAAACGUCACUGCCAACAACGACACCAACGCUGAUCUUGAGGGAAGUAGCAGAUGGAACUAUUAUCAAAAUUUCUUGGACCUUGCCCAGCCUCUUGGUCCAAUGCCACCGCAAGCGCACAGCGGUGGCGGCGGAGAUGUAGGAAAAUAUUCUCAGCAAUCGAACGUAACGUCAAAUAACGCGCCAUCCAGCACUAAUCCCACAGGCCCCAGAACUGUCUUGCCCUUGACAACACACGAACAUUCACACCCUGUGUGCCACACCAACCUUUAUGCUGAUUUCAACCUGUACCAGCCCCACCAGACGGCAAAUCCGUUCCCCAACUAUGGAAACUCUGCAAACGAUUACCAAUUGCCAAAAGCGGGGUACCAUGGCAGCUUCGCGUAUCUGCCACAACAGCUCCAGGGUGCCCCGCCCAUGGGACACUCGUACUCCGCCGGUCCUUGGGUGAGGCCGUAUUAUACCCUUCCAGUGCGAAAGCGCCCGUACAAAGGUCCGAACGAUAAUGAAAGUCCCGGAGAGCCAGAUAGUAGCACGGGUGCCGCGCCAACCCCAGAACCAAGGGGAGACGGUAGUGGCGAAUCUCCUCAUGGGCCCUCAGUGUCUAACGUGGGUCCAGUUGCCAGUCUGGGUAGUGCCAUGACCCAACGAACAGGGCCCUAUACCAGAGGACGAAGAGUCUGUUUUUCUACAUCCCAAAUACAAGAACUCGAAAAGAGUUUCCUUAAAAGCCAGUACUGCAAUACAGAUGAACGCAAAUUGCUGGCAGAAAAGCUGGAACUUAACGAGACCCAGAUCAAAAACUGGUUUCAGAAUCGCCGCAGCAAAGAGAAACGCCGACAGAAGAAAGAAGUGAUAUUGAGUGCCCUAACUCGCCCCAACAUCACGCUAGAUAGCUGUGGACCAGAAUUGCCUGACGUUCGCAUACCAUCCCAAGAUAAAACGCAUACCCCUCCUCCUACUCCACCAACGCCACCGCCGUCAUCAGUGCCUACGGCUGAACCUUAUCCCACCGUCAUGCCACCGUGGUCGUACCACCAGUAUCCGCAGUCUGUCAUGCCCGGGUGUGGUAUGGUUACUCAGCCUUCGCCUGCCGCUUGGAACCCACAACCAGUAGGGAUGUUCGGACCAGGGGGAUUUCACAACCCGUACGCUGUGUGCUACCCGGGGUAUCCAUACCUACAGGUCGAUCAUUACAGAUCACAGAUGGCCUCUGACCAAGAGCCGAAAGUGAAAGAUGAUUCCACAGAGCGGGCUGAUGUGAAGAAGGAAACUGCCUAAGACAUUUGUUAAAAAUAGGUAAUCUACUCAAGUAUCAAAGAAGAAAACGGUGCUAGCUGUUACCUGUAUACCUAAACUCUAAAUAACUUCUGCACAAGUCCGGUUAAGAUGGUAGGCCAACUCUGCGUCAAAAGCAUCAAAAAAGCGGAUUUUGAAUUGUAAUGAUAUGUUUGAGUAUUGUUUCUAUCUCUGUUUUUAAGUAGUAUUAACGAUUAGUAGGCCUACUGUACAUACAUUUGUCAAGUUGAAUUUCGUCGUAUUGGAGAAGCGAUUGCGCAUUUCACAUGUAUGCAUUUUGAAUAGAACAUUAGGCAGUGCAUUUUAAUCUGUAGUGUUUGUUUUACAAAAUUAGCUUAGAAUUAGAUCUUACAAGAUUUGAGAGCGGAUAUUCAUAUUGUAUUUUGCCAAAUUAUAUUAUAGGCCCUAUGCAAAUUAGAAAGCUAAGACCUUAGUAAAGCAAUGGUAAAACGAUCUAAAAAGUGUUUGUUUUUAUUUUGUGCACGUUCUGUCGACACAAACUGUCCUGUAAAUGUAUGGUAUGUUGAAAAAAGUAAAUAAAGACUUGUGAUCUGA
Messenger RNA from Lingula anatina, 2227 nucleotides. RefSeq lists its product as uncharacterized. NCBI's taxonomy places the organism in Eukaryota, Metazoa, Brachiopoda, Lingulata, Lingulida, Lingulidae. The record is from RefSeq and is a predicted model, not a curated record. Gene Ontology annotation, biological process: regulation of transcription by RNA polymerase II. Gene Ontology annotation, molecular function: DNA-binding transcription factor activity, RNA polymerase II-specific; RNA polymerase II cis-regulatory region sequence-specific DNA binding.